CAGCAAAUCACCAAGUAGUUAACAAAAUAAAGUACAAAGUAAAAUCCCUCUGAUCUGGUGAAAUGUCGACGUUGGAAGAUAAAGCUAUUUGGGAGGAUGGAGAAGAAUCCUUAGGUGAAGAAGUUUUGCGAAUGUCCACUGACGAAAUCGUAAGCCGAACUCGCCUGCUAGACAAUGAAAUAAAAAUAAUGAAAAGUGAAGUCAUGAGAAUCAACCAUGAAUUACAAGCCCAAAACGAAAAGAUCAAGGAGAACACUGAAAAGAUCAAAGUCAAUAAAACCCUUCCCUACUUGGUGUCUAAUGUUAUAGAACUCUUAGAUGUAGACCCACAAGAGGAAGAGGAAGAUGGUGCUGUUGUAGAUCUGGACUCUCAGAGAAAGGGCAAAUGUGCUGUUGUGAAAACUUCCACCCGACAAACUUACUUCCUACCGGUUAUUGGGUUGGUUGACGAAGAAAAACUCAAACCUGGUGAUUUGGUUGGAGUGAACAAAGAUUCCUACCUUAUAUUAGAAACACUCCCUGCUGAAUAUGAUGCUAGAGUUAAAGCCAUGGAAGUAGAUGAGCGUCCAACAGAACAGUAUUCUGAUAUAGGUGGUCUUGACAAACAAAUUCAAGAGCUUAUAGAAGCUGUAGUUCUACCAAUGACCCACAAAGAUAAGUUUGUAAAUCUUGGAAUUCACCCACCCAAAGGUGUUUUACUGUACGGUCCGCCCGGCACGGGCAAAACCCUCCUAGCUCGAGCCUGCGCCGCCCAAACGAAGUCGACCUUCCUGAAGCUGGCCGGCCCCCAACUCGUCCAGAUGUUCAUCGGAGACGGCGCCAAACUCGUACGGGACGCUUUCGCGCUGGCCAAAGAGAAGGCGCCCGCCAUCAUCUUCAUCGACGAACUGGACGCAAUCGGUACGAAGCGGUUCGAUUCUGAGAAGGCAGGCGAUCGCGAGGUGCAACGCACCAUGCUGGAGCUGCUCAAUCAGCUGGACGGGUUCAGUUCGACGGCGGACAUCAAGGUUAUAGCGGCAACGAAUCGAGUGGAUAUUUUGGAUCCCGCUCUGCUCCGUUCAGGAAGGUUGGACCGCAAAAUCGAAUUCCCCCACCCGAACGAGGAGGCCCGCGCCAGGAUCAUGCAGAUCCACUCGCGGAAGAUGACAGUCAAUCCGGACGUCAACUUCGAAGAGCUCGCCAGGUCCACAGACGACUUCAACGGGGCCCAGUGCAAGGCGGUGUGCGUGGAGGCCGGAAUGAUCGCUCUGCGGCGCAACGCGACCGCUGUCACGCACGAGGACUACAUGGACGCCAUCAUGGAGGUGCAGGCCAAGAAGAAGGCCAACUUGAACUAUUAUGCUUAGUUGUUUUAGAGGAAUUGAUUUAUUGUAAUAUUAAAAUGGGUUUGAUCCAACAA
Phaedon cochleariae (mustard beetle) is the source of this 1399-nucleotide messenger RNA. The record is from the annotation of a GenBank genome assembly. Lineage: Eukaryota; Metazoa; Arthropoda; Insecta; Coleoptera; Chrysomelidae.